Molecule: messenger RNA, 3429 nt
Organism: Perca flavescens (yellow perch)
Lineage: Eukaryota; Metazoa; Chordata; Actinopteri; Perciformes; Percidae
Product: sushi, von Willebrand factor type A, EGF and pentraxin domain-containing protein 1
Exons: 4
Coding region: 1954-2625 (223 amino acids)
Source: RefSeq, a predicted model, not a curated record
ACAACCAUUUAUCCCGCCCCUCGGAUUGAGCUCCGUCAAUGGUAAGUUCCCAGACCCAACAUCUUGAUGUGGGUUUGGUUUGUCAGGCUUAUAUGGCAUAAGAGAUGUCAGAAAAUCAGCGAUUACAUUUUUUGAGCGUCACAACCCUGCGAAAUGACUUGUUUCACUGUCAGAAUUUGAUCCAUUUGGUCCGAAAACAUUUGGAAAAGGUAGAAGAGCACGAUUAAAUAAUUUAUUCCCUAUUCAAGUUAGCCGGAGUGCUAAACAGGAUGUAGCCGGCAGAAGUCUCUAGUGCGCCUCCUCUAUGGGCCACACAGUGUGGAAGUAGUGCCGAUCAUCCGAGUAAUUUUAGACGUGGCAGUUGAACUUUUCUAGCUUCAUGCACCACUGAACAACUCUCAUAGGAAUGAGUGGGGGCCCCGCUUCCAACACUGUAUCCAGUUCUCUUUAUACAUCCAUAUGGCGCUAUUCUCUGUUCUUCACUGCUGGUAGGCAUUCUUCUUCGGCAUUUAGCCAGAGACUAGAACAGUUGUACAGUUACAGUUGUAGCGGUUAUGCUACCCACGUCAGGUCCGGAAGAAUUGCAUCCCUCGGUACCUCUGGUACCUGCGGUACUGGGUACUGUAGAAAAACAAGUACAUCACGUUUUUAGAAUUUUGGCAUUGACUUGGUAAGUAUCGGUUCUUGUAACAUCCCUAGUGGGGAACACAAUUGAAACACAAAUGGCCAUUUAAGUGACACUCCCAUACUGCCGCACAACCCUGUGCUAAUCGCCGCAACGCCUGAUUUGGUGUGAAUGCAGCCUAAGCCAAUGUUAGGUACUAAACCUUAUUUAUUUAAACUUUUUUAUUGCUGAUGUUGAGCUUGUGGACAACCUGUUUUUCAGUAUUUAUUAUUAUUUUCAAUAAAUGCAUUGUAUCUUAUACUGUUACAUGUUUAGACGGUUGAAUACUAAUGCUGCACUGCCUAGUGGGUUGUCAUUCCUUUUUAGAUCGCUCUCCCAAAUUCAGAAAUAUAUCAGACACACCCUUUGAAAGGUUAGGCAUACUGUAUGAGUUACAACAAUGGCCUGUAAGCAUUAUUAUUCACUGAAAUGUAUGGAAUGCAGCCAAAAGGGUUACCUUAUUAGUUUAGAGUAUGUAUUUUCUGACGUUUAAACAACUUGAAUAAACUGGUGACACACAAUGUUUGCGUCUUUAUGAACAAUGUAUUUUUGUCUUAUUCAGAUGUUUUUAAAGUUGCAGAGUAAAAUGUUUUCUUCAAUGGUGCUAAAUAUAAAGAGGAAUAUGCAUUGUUUUAAUUUAAUUCAUAUGAUUUUUGCAGGUCAAUACAUUGAUAGGAUCCACCAUCUGUACGUCCAUUAUGGCGCCCCCUGCUGAUUCAAACUGCUCUACUGCAGCUUUAUGAUUAAAUCCUGCUCUGCUUGACUGGAAAUUGUAUUGAUCUAAAUUGUAUUGGCUGAGCGCUUAUUAGACAAACAUAUAUUGGGUGACUGUACAUUGGCUCACUGUACACUGAAAUGUUGAACAUACAUACAAUAACGGUGCUUAGAUGGCAAAUAUUUAAGCAACAAAAUUACUGCUUUUCAUAACCCUACCGGUUACACCUGGCAAUGUGAUCUUCUCAUCCACUUUUUCUUUGAUCUUAUAAAAAGCUGUGGUAAUCAGGUGAUUUAAGUGUGUCUCUGCCGCAGCAUGACAUACAGUACCUAGUGGCAUUAACGGUGUGUAGAAGAUUAGGCAGCACACAGAGCUUACUUGUUACUUACCGCUCGCUGCUUCUUCCCUCUGCAGUCAGUGAACUCAGCUCUACUGGGACAGCGUCUAAUGACUUCAUAUCUGUUGAGUUUGCAAUGAAUGAAAAUGUAUAGAAUGUUGCUGCACGGCAAUAUGACUUAGACUCUGUUCCCAGAUCCAUCUGUGUUUUUUCCACAGAAACUGAUUCCAUCUGAAGAUGGGCACGAUGAGGUUAUAUCCACUGCUGUUGCUGUUUGGGUCCUUCCAAAGAGCCGUUUCUCAGUUUCCUGGAUGGAUGGGUGAGGUGGAAGGUAGUGGUGAGACAGAAUGGAUUUCCCAACCAGAUUUCAUAGAAGACAUAUAUUGGUCCGGGUCAGCGCCCCUUUGUUUAGGAGGUUGUAAGGCGCGGCACCAGGAGCUGAAGAGAGAUCGUUGUGGAGACUCAAGCUGCUGCUGGCUCGGCUACAAGUCCCUAUGCAGGGUGAACUGUGGGAGGCCCGAUGUGGACUAUAAUGGACAAGUGUAUGGUAAUGACUGGUGGGUGGGCUCUGUGGUGAGGUACUCCUGUCGCCCUGGCUUCAUGCUGGUGGGAAACCCUACCAGAUCUUGCCAGCCUAAUGGCCUCUGGACCCAGAAACCUACCUGCCUCAGAAUGUGUGCGCGGGGACGCAUUGAAAUCAGUGAGAGUGAACUGAAUGGGACUUGCAACUCCACCUGCGCAUACAAGAGCUACUUUGGCCCACCCAAACAAGGCUGCACUCGGAUAGACAACUGUUAUAAGAAGGAGACUGGCUGGAAGCGGUUCUUUGCGCUGUGUGUCCCUUGCAUUUGUGACUGCGCUUUAUCUUGUGGUGAGAAGCUUCCCCGCCACACUGUCGAGCACAAUUGAUGAACUGAUGUAAAGGGAGCAUGUUGCAAUGUGUCAGUGAAAUUACCUUGACUGUGGUUAAUUAUUGCUUCAAACAUGAAUUUGCUGUCUUUCUUUAAAGAAGUCCAUGCAAAGAACACUUUUGACUUUUUAUUUUUAGCAUUUAGCAUUUACAGGCUAAAACAUGGAGAAACAGUUAGACAUCAGAUUAGUGAGAUAUACACAGCUUGUACACCGCAAAGCCACGCUAUGGUCUUGCUGCUUCAUCCAAUUGUGUAGACAAAUCACUCUGCCUCGUUGCUCCUCCUCUUAGUCCAUCUGUCUUGGCGGAAGAUGAAACCUUAAUCUUGUUUCAAAGGGAGGAGCUUUGGUCGGGGAGGUUGAGUCAGAAUUAACACAGUGUUGUAGACCUUAUAAGCAGAUUGUUUUAUAGGUAGUAGACUAUGUGCACUUUUUAAUAUUUAAAUUAUUUGUUGUGGAAAAAUGGCACAUUUAUUUUUGUUGUCAAAUCAAAUCUUUAUUUUUAUAUAGAUGGAAUGCGUGAAUCUGCAGUCAUUUCCUGCUGUCAUAAGCUGUUGCCACAGUUGUAUGCAUCUCACUUCCCAGUGUUAUUUAUCUGCACUCAAACAGUUUUGAUUGGCAGAACGCUUCCAGGCAUAUGAUAUUUCUUUGUAUAUUGUCUGUGUAGUCUUCAAAUUAUUUGUUGUAUUCAUUACUAAUACCCCAUCUAUAUUUAAAGUUAAAAAGCAUUCACAAAAUGCUAAAAAAUGUUGCAUAUAUUUUUCAAAUAGUGCCAUUAUGUGAUUCUUUUUUUCAUAUGUUUGA